AUGGCGACAGUCGACGCGAACCUGGCGAGGGAACGCCGCAUAACGUUGGUGAGUUCCUUCGUCGGCCAGCUCCUGGGACACAUUGGGAGCGCCCUUCUCGGGUGGGUGCUGGAUUCCAUCACGUUUAAGAUCAGUCGCUUCUGGAUACCUCUGUUGUGCGUCUUUGCCAUCACCAAUGGACGCCUCGCAAUCUUUCUCGGCCUCUUUGGCGACUGGCUCAUUGGCACUGAAGACACGACAUUCGUCUUCAGCCUGAUCAUAUUUGUCGCUUACGCCGCUCAACCUCUUGUUUUCCCCGACCUUGAUCUGCCCGCAACCGAGAUGUGGUAUGACCAUGCCCAGCGAGGACCGCUUACGCUGCCUACUUUUGUGAUCAGCUCUAUACUCUUUCACUACCCGCGAGGUUCCGUUGCCUUUGUUAAGGAUGGAUUUUACAAGGCUGUGACAGAUCCGCCCAGCAUUGGGCAGUUGAUGGACUGGUUUUGGGUGACCCUGGCUUGUGCGUCCGUUCCGCAUAUUAUCUACACAAAGCUCUGGCGCAGUCACUUCCUCAGACUCCUCACAGAUAUGACAUGGAGGUUCGUCGGAAAGUCUUUCUACGACCUCAAAACUUCCUACGACCUCAAAAUACGCAGAAGGUCAUUACCGGCCAGUGGUGAAGAUCUGUCACGUCCUUUUGAGCACCCAGCCUUGCAGAAAGACUGGGACAUUCGACUAUUAUACAUUCUGCCACGGGGCAACUCGAGUAAGAUCAGUUGCAAGCUUGUCACUGUCGACAUUGGCCAGCGCCAUCCCACAUAUCAGGCCAUGUCAUACACAUGGGGCGAUCCGACCAAAACGCACACAAUAUGGGUGAACGAUAAGCCAUUCAAGACGACGCAAAACGUCUACAACCUACUGCUGGACAUGAGCCCAGUCUUCGAACCGCGCAGGAUCUGGAUCGACUCGAUCUGCAUCAACCAGGAAGAUAACGCGGAAAAGGCCUGGCAGGUGAGCAUCAUGCACCAUAUCUACAAUGCCGCCUCCCUUGUGACGAUAUGGCUCGGCGCCAGCGAAGAUUCACACAUCGCCGUCGACCUCGUCCUCGAGCUGUCGCACUACAUCAAAACAUACAAACCAACAGACAAGGAGCUCUUUCUGAAGUACGUCCACGAGCGGCGCACGCCACGUUGGCUCGCCAUCGGCAAGAUCCUCGCGCACCCGUACUUCACCCGCAUCUGGAUGGUGCAGGAGAUCGCCGUCAACAAGAUGCUGCACGUCGUCUACGGGCGCGAGACGAUCAAGUGGGAGACGCUCGCGCCCAUCAUUCUCCGCCUCAUCCUCUCGUUCGAGUUCAGCGUCAUGAUCGAGGACUCGAGCGUGCUGGGCGAGACGAACGCACCCAUUGGCGCCACCAACGUGGUGCUGCUGUCGAGCAUCCGGAAGCGAUACCACGGGGAAGAGAUGGCGCUGUCGGGCCCGCUCCUUCACCUGCUUGCCGAGUGCUGGACGUUCGAGGCCACGGAUCCGCGAGACAGGGUGUUCGCGCUCGUCGGCCUCGCGGAGGAUGGCGCGCACCCGCUCGUCGCGCCGGACUACACCAAGACGCCCGAGGAGGUCUUUAUCAACGCGGCGCGGUUCGUCUACAUGCAGGUAGGCACGCUGCACGAAAUCCUGCCCUGCAGCGGCGUGGGUUGGCCGCGUCGCCUGACUGCGCUGCCGUCUUGGGUGCCCGACUGGUCGAUUACCGGGCGGUCUGUCAUUGCCGCAUUGCCGAAGGGGAAGAGGGCGUAUCAGACCUCCGGCGGGCUCGUGAAUAGAGGGCCCGUCGUUCAUGAAAGGGGUCUUGAGAUUGAAGUCAUCAUUGUCGACAAGAUCGAUCGUAUGACGGAGGAACUGCAUCGCGCAGCGGUCGAUCCUUUGACACACCGCAUCGACAGCAAGGCUAACAUGGAGAGGUGCAAUGCUUGGAUUCUCGCGGCGCAGGCUUUGGUUGCGACACUGAGUGGAGAUACGUACGCCAACGGUCAGAGCCACGAGGAGGCUCUCUGGCGGACUUUGGUCUGCGACGCUCCAUCUGUUGGGACUGGGGAGCUUGCCAGCGGCAGCGGUAUGGACUGGCCAGCCGACCCCGUGUACGGGGUGUGGUAUCGAUAUGGGAUGCGUCACCUCGUAGAAGUGCCGCUCGAUGAUGAGGAUAGGGCACUAUCUCCAGAGGAGACACAUGAGCGGAUGCAGCUAGGAUCCAGAUGGGUGACUUCGGCACAGUACCGAUGCUAUUCGCGACGGUUGGCUGUCACAGAAAAAGGAUAUCUCGCUUUGAUUCCGCCAUUGACAGAGGUGGGCGACAUGGUAGCAGUGAUACCAGGGACGGCGGUGCCAUUUAUACUGCGAGAAAAGGGUUAUGAUGAUGACAUGAACGAGAAGGUCUACACCUUGGUUGGCGAGAGCUAUGUACACGGGCUCAUGAACGGAGAGGCGGUCGACGAAUCGAAGAUCGAGAUCGUCAUGAUGGAUUGA
Messenger RNA from Verticillium nonalfalfae, 2499 nucleotides. RefSeq lists its product as uncharacterized. Bases 1 to 2499 code for a protein of 832 amino acids. The transcript has a single exon. The record is from RefSeq and is a predicted model, not a curated record. NCBI's taxonomy places the organism in Eukaryota, Fungi, Ascomycota, Sordariomycetes, Glomerellales, Plectosphaerellaceae.